Molecule: messenger RNA, 1887 nt
Organism: Cheilinus undulatus (humphead wrasse)
Lineage: Eukaryota; Metazoa; Chordata; Actinopteri; Labriformes; Labridae
Gene: gnl3
Product: guanine nucleotide binding protein-like 3 (nucleolar)
Exons: 16
Coding region: 86-1846 (586 amino acids)
Cellular component (GO): nucleolus
Molecular function (GO): GTP binding
Source: RefSeq, a predicted model, not a curated record
AACCGGAAAUGACAAAAUAUCUAGCCUUGCAGUACUCCACGUGCGAGAUUGCCACAGUCACAUUGGCAGCCCCACAGUCCCCACCAUGAAACGACCAAAGCUUAAAAAAGCAAGCAAGCGUAUGUCAUGCGCCAAACGAUAUAAAAUACAAAAGAAGGUCCGGGAGCACAACAGAAAGCUCAGGAAAGAGGCGAAGAAGAAAGGAGUGAGCAAACGAGUGAAGAAGGACCCUGGGGUGCCCAGCAGUGCUCCGUUUAAAGAGGAGGUUCUGAGGGAAGCAGAGCAGAGGAGGCUUCAGAUUGAAGAAGAAAAACAGAGAAAAAGACAAGCCAAAAAAGAGGAGCGAGCUCAGAAAAGGAAAAAGGAGAGAGACGAUGCAAAGAAUGAAACAGAACCCAAAGCUAAGAAGGCUCGUCAGGACAACUCUAGAAAGCAGUCUGAGAAAAAGGGUGGCCCUGAUAAGAAUUCAAAACAGUAUCUUUGCUCUGAAUUAAACAAGGUAAUUAAUGCUUCAGAUGUAGUGAUGGAAGUCCUGGAUGCUCGUGAUCCACUGGGCUGCAGGUGUCCACAGCUGGAGGAGGCGGUGGUGCAGAGUGAUGGCAAAAAGAAGCUGAUUUUUCUUCUAAGCAAAAUAGAUCUGGUACCAAAGGAAAAAGUGGAGAGGUGGAUACAGUGUUUACAACGGGAGUUUCCAGUCGUGGCAUUCAAAGCAUCAACACAAAUCCAAGACAAAACAGUGCAAGCCAAGAAAAGCCGGAUAGUUCCCUCUAAUGAAGUCUUAGACAGAUCCAGGGGAGCAGCCUGCUUUGGAAACGGUUGUCUCACUGAAUUACUAACACGUUUUGCAGCAAACAUGGAGAGUGAAGCUUCACUAAGAGUGGGGGUCGUUGGUUUUCCUAAUGUUGGGAAGAGCAGUGUAAUCAACACCAUGAAAGGGAUCCUUGCGUGCAAUGCUGGAGUGAAGAGAGGCCUCACAAAAUCAAUGCAAGAGGUGCACAUCUUAAAGAAUGUGAAGCUUAUUGACAGUCCUGGAGUGUUGGCUUCUCCGUCAAACCCACCAGCCUCUAUGGCUCUAAGGAGCCUGCAGGUGGAGGAAGGUCAGGAGACUGUGCUGGAAGCCGUCAAGACUCUACUCAAACAGUGCGACAAGAACCAAAUCAUGCUUCAGUACAAUGUCCCAGACUUCAGAAACUCGCUGGAAUUUUUGACCCUCUUUGCCAAAAAGCGUGGGUAUCUGCUGAAAGGUGGAGUUCCUAACACAGAGCAGUCAGCCACAGUGUUCCUUGCCGAUUGGACAGGGGCCAAGCUGAGCUACCACUCUAAGCCUCAAGAAAACCAGAGCCUCCCUGCAUACAUGUCCGACACCGUGAUCUCUGAGAUGAAGAGUGGAUGGGAUCUGAACUAUCUGGAGACAGGCAACCAGGAAACUCUGAAAGGCGUUAAAUUUCCGAGCCUGGCCAGUAGCAUAAGCUUCAUCUCUAAAGGGCCGACUGCAGGGCUGCUGAGUGUCAAUGACAAUGCUGAAGACAAAGCUGAAGCUCCGACCACAGAAGGAGAAGAAAAGCAGAAUGAUGAGAACACGGAGCCAGAGCAAACUGCUGAGGAGACGAAUAAACCCGAAGAAACAGAGAAACCUCAGCAGGCAUCAUUCAAAAAAAAAGCAGCCCAUGUGCAGUUCCAGUCAGUCCCCACCGACAUCAGCCUCUCCACAACUACAACAGACGACGCCUAUGAUUUCAACACAGAUUUUAAACGGUCUCUGCCCAGGAAGUGGGCUCUCUUCGCCUGUUUCCCUGUCCCAAGGUCAUGUGUAAUUAUGUUCAUGAGGAAAACUGUAAAUAAAUGACAUGCAUAAAUGUAAAUAUAAUAAACCUCUACAAAACUGAA